Molecule: messenger RNA, 1218 nt
Organism: Mixia osmundae IAM 14324
Lineage: Eukaryota; Fungi; Basidiomycota; Mixiomycetes; Mixiales; Mixiaceae
Exons: 4
Coding region: 1-1218 (405 amino acids)
Biological process (GO): regulation of gene expression
Cellular component (GO): nucleus
Molecular function (GO): nucleic acid binding
Source: RefSeq, a predicted model, not a curated record
AUGUCCGGAGGCAAUACACUGCCGUACAUGCCAGCAGGCCUCGUUGGCGCUACGAGCUCUUCUGCGUCAGCCCCUGGCUCCCAGCGGCUGUCGCUGCGCAGCGGCUUGCCUUCGCCUGUCACCGCAACGACCGGUCAACAAAGUCAUCAAGCCACAACAAGCUCUGCCGGACGUCCUGCCGUCUUCUCCCUCGAUGACGAACCGAACCCGGGCGCAUCCUUCGCUACGCCUUCUUCUCGAUCGAGCAUACCCAAGCGUGUUGGCGUCUGCAAGUUCUUCAACACACAGAAAGGCUUUGGCUUCAUCAAUGACUCUCGUCCCGAGGAGCUUGGCGGUCAAGAGGUCUUUGUCCACUAUACGGCCAUUCACGGCAAGGGCGGCUUCAAAUCCUUGGCAGAAGGCGAGGAGGUCGAAUACGAGGUCAACGCAGGUCAAAAGGGCUUCACAGCAGCCAAUGUUACCGGCCCCGGCGGUCGCCCUGUUCUGGGAGACCAGAAGCCGAAGCUCAGACCUCAGCACAUCUUCCCUGCCCCCUAUGGCGCACUAGGCAUCGGCUAUGGCGAUCCCUACUUCCAGGUCGCUCAGAUGUAUGGCCAGCCGGCCCCAUACGGACAACAGUACAUGUUCUUGCCCACACCGGCCGGUCAGCUGUCAUUGGCGCAGCAGCAGCAACAGCUUUUGCUACAGCAGGCCAAUCAGCUCAACUCCCUCGCUCAGCUGCAGCAACAGCAGCAACAGCAGCAGGCACCCUACAAUACCCGCUUGCUUGCUACGCCAAUCGGUGCACGUACGCCAGAUCCUCUGGCAGGCCAGAGCUCGGCUACACUCGAUGCAUUCAACAAUCCAGGCUAUAAUUCGGCUACGCUUGCAGACUUCAACAAUCUAGCCUCGAUGUACGGCGGCGUGGCCGGCUUGCCCAACCGUCAAAUGCGUCCUGCCGAAUUUGCUGGCUCGCCCAUCGAUGCUGCCGUCGGCUCACACAUACGCGCGGGCAGCUCAAGCUUGGCCGUCGGUAGCUCUGCGCCUGCAGCUAGCAGUCCCAUUGGCGCAUCUCGACCCGGUCAGCCUGGAUCUGGCGCGAAUCGCAAUGUAGGCGCACCCGGCAGCCAGCAGCAGCAGCAGCAGCAGCAGCAACAGCAGCAGCAGCUUCUGUUCGGUACACCUUCGCUCUUCCCGUCACCCUCUGGCGCACCCGCAAAGUCGCCAGCGUUCCGUUGA